Brassica oleracea var. oleracea is the source of this 189-nucleotide messenger RNA. RefSeq names its product lysine-specific demethylase JMJ18-like. Gene Ontology annotation, molecular function: histone H3K4me/H3K4me2/H3K4me3 demethylase activity. The transcript has a single exon. The record is from RefSeq and is a predicted model, not a curated record. Gene Ontology annotation, cellular component: nucleus. Lineage: Eukaryota; Viridiplantae; Streptophyta; Magnoliopsida; Brassicales; Brassicaceae. Gene Ontology annotation, biological process: chromatin remodeling. The annotation marks the transcript as partial.
GUAUAUUAUGGAGCUGACUUAGAGAACAAGGUUCUUGGAAGUGGAUUCGAGAGAGGAGAAACUUCUGGUUGGAACCUUAACAACUUGCCUCGUCUCUCGGGCUCUUUACUGUCAUUCGAGCGUGGAGAUAUCUCGGGCGUUCUCGUGCCAUGGGUCUAUGUUGGGAUGUGUUUUUCAACCUUUUGCUGG